This is a messenger RNA of Capsicum annuum, 1791 nucleotides long. RefSeq lists its product as uncharacterized. The record is from RefSeq and is a predicted model, not a curated record. NCBI's taxonomy places the organism in Eukaryota, Viridiplantae, Streptophyta, Magnoliopsida, Solanales, Solanaceae. The transcript is spliced from 2 exons. The coding region runs from base 1056 to 1553 and encodes 165 amino acids.
AGAUAUGUAAAAUGAAAGAUGUUUGAAUCUUGAAAUCAAAAAGUUAUCACAAAGAAAAAGGACAUUCUUCUUUUUUUAAUGACUAAUUAAAAAAGAAAAUUAAGACAAUCAAAUUGAAACCGAACUGAGCAAUAAUUAGUCAGUCCUGUUUUUUUUUUUCCUUUCACUUUGCAAAAAUUCAAUUCAUGUUUGUCAGGCAGGAUAUUUAAAGUGAGAGUAAUAUAAUUAAUUAAUUCGUAUGAUAAAAACAUCGACAAGUGGGGUUCAUGGUUGUGUCAUGGUUUUAAACUAGAUUAUUGAUAUUUCAGUUCUCUGAAUAAAAAAAGUCAAUAAGAAAAACGUGGAGAAUGAUUAUUUUCAAUAUUGAGGGAAAAGAUUAAUUUUUAAAGUAAAGUUUCCAUUAGGUGAGAUUAGUUAAGGGACGUCGAGAUCAUCAGAAUACCAAGUCCACAAAGGCAAUAGAUUAGGCAACAUUUAGGUGUGGUGUCAAGUUUAGGAAAGGCUGGUCCACCAAACUUUUGUGUGUCUUAACACUUAAAAUUUCAUAGAUCACAAAUGAUAGGAAGUUUGAGACUUUUAGGCUACAUUUUGAAUAAAAACUAUCUAAAGUUUGUGAUUAUCAUGCCAAACUUUACAUAAAAAUGAUUAAAUUUUUUAUAUAAAAGUAUACAAUUUGGAUGGCCAGGUCAAAUGCCACACAAAUUAGUAUGAAGAAUUUGCUUGCUUUCAAGUCUAACUUCAACCACAAACUUUAUGAAUUUCAAUCUCCUAGUUACUUAAUUUUCAAAAUGACUAAACUUACCAAAAUGUAUAAACUGAGGCUAUCCCUGCCUUAAUGGCUAUUUGUGCAAGUUCGGCCGUCGAAGGCUCAGCUAGGCCCACUUCAUAUUUUCGUUGUCCAUUUCGGCCCAAGUAGUUUUAGGAAGGAAUUUAAGCCCACCGUCUAUUUUUCACUUCCCGCUAUUUUACUUCCAUUUUGUUUUUGCCGCCAAGUAGAUGUGGAUUCCUUAUUUACUAAGUUUCUCAAAAUCUGUAGAGAGAGAGAGAGAGAGAGAAUGCUAGGAAGAGUAAGAAGAUCGACGAUUAGUUCGCUGGAGGAAUUGGAGUUGGAGAGGCCAUCGUCGAAGUUCAUCAAAGCUGAUUCUCUCUCCGUUUAUGAGACAACCCUUCUGAAGUUAAGGGAAGGCUCUAGACGUGAUACAAGCUUUCCUGCAGAGAGUUUAGUAGAUGGGAAUAUAUGUUGCAUCACUUCAGGUGGCUCACCCAAAGAGGAGGCAUCAAUAAAUUCUCCCAGUGAACAUGUUGAAGAUACUAUUAGUUGUCAGCCCACAGGCUCCUUCAGAGAAAUUCAGAAGAGCAACUUCUCACUUGCUUACAUGUUUUCCAGGUAUAGAAGAUCUCAAUGUGCUGGAGGCACAAAUGAGGAGGAUGCAAUGCUUAUAGAAGAUAAUACUUGUUCUGCCAACUAUUCACUUAGUCCUAACAAUUCUCAGUUGAUGAACAGCUCAGUACAGUCUACAGUACAGGAAAACAUUUGUUCCUCUAUGAUUUAAGAGUAAAUGUGGAAUAAAUGGUUGCAUUGUUCUCGUGGUCCAGAUCUACUGUCAUCAUGUAUUUUUUAUUUAUUAUUGCGUAAGAGUUGUUUAUACGUGGAGUAGUGGAACCAAAUCUUUGAAUGUUGUGAGUUUAGCUCUUCACGUUCAUCUCAAUUGACCACAAUAAGUAUGAAUGUUGUAAGAAGCAUGAAGUUACUUGGUUAUAACUGGAUGUGGUAUUUGCUACUGCCCACAA